This is a messenger RNA of Peniophora sp. CBMAI 1063, 2094 nucleotides long. The record is from the annotation of a GenBank genome assembly. Lineage: Eukaryota; Fungi; Basidiomycota; Agaricomycetes; Russulales; Peniophoraceae.
AUGACCGACGUCGCUGCGGACCGGGGAUACACAAUAUUGCUGGCUCACCUCCACAAACCUACUUCGAGCCUGCCUCUGGAGACGUUGCAGUCCUUGAUUGCGCAUUUUCUCUCGCUACAUCCAGCACCCGCUCCGCUUUCCGCCACAGUCGUCUCAUCGCCGCUCUUUCGACCGUUCGCGCACAAUACACUUUCUGUGCUACACACCGCGCUUCGCGGCGCCGUUCAUCUGAAAUGGAAGGCAUUACAAGACGAAAGCAAUAGCCUGCUCAGCCUUGGCCCAAGCAAACGUGUGCAGAUGGACGCGUGGGCUCGGUCCGUCGUCGGAGGGUUUACCGGAGCGCAAAGCGUUGUUCGGCUUGUUGGAGCGGGUGGCGUCUUGUUGGGUUUGGAGGACUUGAAGAAGGAUAUUGGAUCCGGAAACGGGAGACGCAGCGCAAGAGGAAAGGCAGAGGAUGAAGUGGUCAUAGCUCUAGCAGAGGUCAUGGAACUAUAUGGGCGCAAGGGCGAUAGCUGGGAGAGCGAAUUCAAACCACAAGUCGAGGCAGGCGAAGCCGAUACACUAUCUUUAUCUCUAGUGUUUGCGUCUCAAUUCUUGGCACGAGUUGAUUCACAAAGAUUGCUAGCAUUGCCUUUGCCCGAACUCACGUCCCACUUUAUCACGACCCUUGAAUCGGCAUUCUACAAGGGUUCCUUUCUCUCGACCCUCGCGAAAUCGAUCUCUACAUCUUCGCACAAUCAAAUUUCCCUCGUCAGCCCUCGUCCGGACGAGAGUGGCGACUAUCCAUACUCAGAUCCUUUGACCAGUCCCUUACAGUCGACCCUACGCACUCUCUCAUCAUCCACCCUCUUCACCCAUGUUGCAUCUCUGAGCCGCGCUGCAGCCUUUGUCCUCCCUCUCCUGGUCGAAUCUCGGCCGCGUGAAGGCUGGACCACCUUGAGCGACGUCACGCAAAGGCUGCGUGCUCUGGCAUACGCCGUGGAACGUGACUGGAGCCAGAGUCCAUUGGCCAAUGUAGAGAGCGAGGAGGCCAUAUCACCCGAGUCCCGCGAUACGGCGACGCAACUCUGGACGGCGCUCAAGACGCAGUUAUUCGCCACUGUCAUGGUCUCACAGGCCGUGCUAGGAUCGAUCGUGUAUUCUCACCGGCCGGACAGCUUGGUCACGGAACUGUCAGCUGCAUCUUUGGCUCUUGGUACUCUCGAGACCUUGCGACAUCUCUCUUUCGUGAUUUCCAAGUUCGGAGGAGUCGAAGGCGGAUUUGGGGAGCUUAAGAGCGCAUUCUACAGCGCGCUUGAUAUCUUGAGCGUUGACGCGAGUUUGAGCAAUGAGCUCGUGCGUGGAAUGAGCGUCGCAGAUAGCGAAGGCCCGAGUACUGGAACCCGAUCAAGGGUGUUCGACCGCGCUGUACUGGCAUUCAGGCUCAGUUGUGUAGAGCAGCUCAUUCUCGUACUCGACGCGCAAGCCGUCGAGACCCACGUUGUACCGAUGUGCCUACCACAUCUCAAUGACCCGACUCAUCGCGAAACAUAUGAACUUGCACAUUCCGUGGUGUUGGGUGUCUUCGCCUCACAUGCUCGAAAGCAUAUGGGUGACCCGAGCGUGGAUGCGGAGCCGUCCUUCGUGGAGAAGUUGACUCCGUAUUACACGAGGUGUUUGCUUGAGAACUCCGCAGAUGAAAAACUGAGUACAACCCAACUCCGCCUUGCAUUCUCCGCACUAGUAUCGAGCGCGGCAACGUCCUCGCGCGCGCUCGCACACCAUGCACUAUCGGCCAUACUUGCGCUUAUACAGACUUCACCACCUGCACAAAAGCAACGACUGCGCCUGGCACUGAUCUCAUCACUUUCUGGUCUGGACCUGCCCCUACUAUCAAUCUUUGCCGACCGCGCACGAGAGACCAUUUUGGCUGCCGGUGUAGAGGAAAGAGACGAACUCUGGGAGGAAUUAUUCAAGGAGCUUGUCGUCAACUCAGGGGAUCGAGAGAAGGAGUGGGCGAUGCGAUGGUGGGCUGAUCACAGGCCAAGGAACGCGCCAACUGUACCCGCAGCUAUGGGUGAGAAGGGAAAGGGUAGAGAACAGCUAGCCGCCUAA